This is a messenger RNA of Aspergillus tanneri, 483 nucleotides long. RefSeq names its product RpiB/LacA/LacB family sugar-phosphate isomerase. Gene Ontology annotation, cellular component: intracellular anatomical structure. Gene Ontology annotation, biological process: carbohydrate metabolic process. The coding region runs from base 1 to 483 and encodes 160 amino acids. NCBI's taxonomy places the organism in Eukaryota, Fungi, Ascomycota, Eurotiomycetes, Eurotiales, Aspergillaceae. The record is from RefSeq and is a predicted model, not a curated record. The transcript has a single exon. Gene Ontology annotation, molecular function: isomerase activity.
AUGUCUGACAAACCCCUCCGCAUCGUCUUCGCCUGCGACGAGGCCGGUCAGCCGUACAAGGAGACCCUGAAGGCCGCUCUGGAGAAGAACCCCCUCGUCGAAUCCAUCCAGGAUGUCGGCGUCAACUCCACCUCCGACAAGACUGCCUACCCUCACCCCGCCGUUGCCGGCGCCAGACUCAUCAAGGAAGGCAAGGCGGACCGUGGUCUCUUCAUCUGUGGCACCGGUCUGGGGGUUGCCAUUUCCGCCAACAAAGUUCCCGGCAUCCGUGCUGUCACCGCGCACGACUCCUUCUCCGUCGAGCGCUCCAUCUUGAGCAACGACGCCCAGGUCUUAUGCUUCGGCCAGCGUGUCAUCGGCAUUGAGCUAGCCAAGAAACUCGCCAAUGAAUGGGUGACUUACCGCUUCGACCCCAAGAGCGCUUCCGCCGCCAAGGUGCAGGCCAUCUCCGACUACGAGGCCCAGCUCCUCGGUGCUCAGUAA